GCGUGACGUAAUACGUCAAACUCCCAACUUCCUCCUCCUUAGCCAACUCCGACUUCCGUCAUUUUGGAUCUUGGAGUCUCCCUCUUCCCUCCGGGUGUCUGGGUGUCCAAAACCCCGCCCCACUAAAUUAGGAAGAGGUAGACUACGGGUCCCGCCCAUGGGCAUGAUGGCGUAUCUACGUUCCCUUUCCCAUUUCUAUUCUCUCCAUCAGCGGAAUCAGCAAAGGAUUAGAACGUGAGUGAAGAACACCGCCUUUCUUCCUGACUCGUGCCUGGCCGGAAACCUUCCCGGGCUCGUAAGGUAUUCACUGGAGAACUAGUGUUGGUCAGUAAAAAUUGUUGACUGACUUUCGAGGUGAAUAAAAUGGGGGCCGAGAGUGGACGGUGGGCGGAUACCUUCCUAUGCAUGGCCAAUCGCUGCUGCAUGAAGCUGGACGAGUUGAAGGUUGUCACCUGAACAUCAUGAUAAUGUGACAGUUAGGAUGCAAUCAUGUCAACUCUCUGUCCACCACCAUCUCCAGCUGUUGCCAAGACUGAGAUUGCUUUAAAUGGUGAUUCACCUUUAUUAGCAGCUACUUUUGCAUACUGGGACAACAUUCUUGGCCCUAGAGUAAGGCACAUUUGGGCUCCCAAGAAACAACAACUGCUUCUUAGUGAUGGAGAAAUAACUUUUCUUGCUAAUCAUACUCUAAAUGGAGAAAUCCUUCGGAAUGCAGAGAGUGGAGCCAUAGAUGUGAAGUUUUUUGUGUUGUCUGAAAAAGGAGUAAUUAUUGUUUCAUUAAUCUUUGACGGAAACUGGAAUGGAGAUAGGAGUACAUAUGGACUGUCAAUAAUACUUCCACAAUCUGAACUCAGUUUCUACCUUCCCCUUCAUAGAGUGUGUGUUGAUAGAUUAACACACAUCAUCCGGAAAGGAAGGAUAUGGAUGCAUAAGGAGAGGCAAGAGAAUGUCCAGAAGAUUGUAUUAGAAGGAACAGAGAGAAUGGAAGAUCAGGGUCAGAGCAUUAUUCCAAUGCUCACUGGAGAGGUUAUUCCUGUAAUGGAACUCCUUUCAUCUAUGAAAUCACACAGUGUUCCUGAGGAAAUAAAUAUAAGUGAUACAGUACUAAAUGAUGAUGACAUUGGGGAUAGUUGCCAUGAAGGUUUCCUUCUCAAUGCCAUCAGCUCCCACCUGCAGACCUGUGGCUGUUCUGUAGUAGUAGGUAGCAGUGCAGACAAAGUGAAUAAGAUAGUGAGGACACUGUGUCUUUUUCUAACUCCUUCAGAACGAAAGUGCUCCAGACUUUGUAGGAAUGAGUCUUCAUUUAAAUAUGAAUCCGGGUUAUUUGUACAAGGUCUGCUCAAGGAUUCAACUGGAAGUUUUGUGUUGCCCUUCCGACAAGUCAUGUAUGCUCCAUAUCCUACUACACAUAUAGAUGUGGAUGUUAAUACAGUGAAACAGAUGCCACCUUGUCAUGAACAUAUCUAUAACCAGCGUCGUUACAUGAGAUCAGAGCUGACUGCAUUUUGGAGAGCCACUUCAGAAGAAGAUGUGGCUCAGGAUACAAUUAUCUAUACAGAUGAAAGCUUUACUCCUGAUUUGAAUGUUUUUCAAGAUGUCCUACACAGAGACACACUAGUAAAAGCCUUCCUGGAUCAGGUCUUUCAUUUGAAACCUGGUUUGUCUCUGAGAAGUACUUUUCUAGCACAGUUUCUACUUGUCCUUCAUAGAAAAGCCUUAACCCUAAUAAAAUACAUAGAGGAUGAUACGCAGAAGGGAAAAAAGCCAUUUAAAUCUCUUCGAAACUUGAAGAUAGAUCUUGAUUUAACAGCAGAGGGCGAUCUUAACAUAAUAAUGGCUUUAGCUGAAAAAAUCAAACCAGGCCUACACUCGUUUAUCUUCGGAAGACCUUUCUACACUAGUGUACAAGAACGGGAUGUGCUAAUGACAUUUUAAAAGCAACCUUUUAAGUUUAUUUCAUCAUAUUCAUGAGUGCAGCUCAGAGAAAAUUAAUGUUAUGAAAAACACUCUUUGGGUCAUAUUCCAAAGCUCUACUCUACAUUUGCAGCUAAAGUUAUAUUGCAGACUUUUUGGGAUAAAAUACUUUAUAGUUACUUUAUCAGUUACAUCGUUUAUAAAUGGAUCCCUUCUUGACAUGCACUUUUUCAGAAUUGCCUUUUGUUUACAAUUAUAAUAUUCCUUAAUGUUAGGGCAAUAUAUAAAUUUUGACAACAGCUGCUAUCUUCAGAAUCUGAAAAUAUUUAUUUAAAUUCAUCUCAAGGUUUUCUGUUAGUUUUUCACACUUUAUUCCUUUUCUAAAUUUUUAUUUUUCCUAAGGGUAUUAGAUUGCUAUAAUGCUUUGUAUUCUGUAGAUUGAACAAUUGAAAAUCAGAGCAGUUUACCAAAAUAGUUUAUAUAGUAACAAAAAGGGAAGUUGAACUUAUUUAAAAUUUAGAAAAAAUAUGAAUCACGCAGUUAUUAAAACUAUAAUGCUUAGAUGCUACUUUAAAAGUGAGUCUUUAAACUUUAUUGAAAAGCCAAAUAAUAUUUAGGGUCCCCGAUUAUAGUGGGUUACCCUAUAUUUCUUAUUUUAUCCAGGCUAAUUGAACUAUGAAGAAAAUAUGGGAACUUGAACUUUUUAAGAAGGUAUUUUUCUUUAUUAAGAGCCAGACUGAAAUAUUUAUGUUGUCUUCCCCUUGAAAAUAAAAAUUUGAGGGAGAAUAUAAGAUGUUCCUAAAGUAAUUUAAUUUUCCUUUUUCUUAUGUUUGUACUGAUCUGAUUUUGCAAUCACUGUAGCUCUGAAAUUGUAAAAAGUGUCAAAAUGCAUUGAAAAAACCUUUUUUGAUCACUGAGAGAUUUCUUUCUAUCUGCUUACACCUUUGAGUCCAAGUUCACAAGGGUUUUGUGUUUUCUUUUCUGGAGCAAGAAGUAUUUUUGCUGUUACAUUUUUCUUCUUGUUAGACUUUUUUUUUGUUGUUUGUUUUGUUUUUUAGAAACAUUCUGACCCACAACUUUAAAUGGAUGAUAUAAGUGCUUUAGAGGACUUGGGAUUUUGCCAAUUUGUGACUUACACUGGAGUUAUUGAAUUAUUGACUUUGUGGUGCUGACAUUUUCUUUACCUUUUAUCAUUACUCCAGAACCCAAAGGUUUUAUCAUACAUGAUUGUAUUGCUGUUUGGAUCUCCAGUGAUACUUUAAUUAUUCUUAGAAAAUCCUUUCUUGAGAUUUUUCUUCAAGUGGAAUAUAAGAGAUUCCCUUGCUCUAUUGAGUAAUUUGUUCUUCCUAUUGAGACUAUUUAGUCACUUGUUACUAAAAGGAAAAAUGGAACAAUUUAAUUGAAAAUGAAAUAAAGUGUAAGUUUCUAAAUAUCCUGAAAGGGACUAUCUUAGGCCACAGUGAAGGUCACUAUACCUAAUUGGGAAUGAUUUCUACAUUCUGCAUAUUCAGUACAUCUUCAUCCUGAAGAGAUAGAUACUAUUUUGGCAGAACUUAGAUAUUGUUUGAUUCCCUUCUUGUUUUGGACCCUACUGGCAGCUGUAUAAUAACUGAUUACCAUGUUUCCACAUUCAGAAUAUUGUUGACGUGAACAUUGUACUAGUACCCAAGAAAAUCUUUCUAUUUUAAAUUGUACUAGAAACAUAGAAUAAAAAGAAUUAAUAUUUGGAAGAGAAACAGAAGGAUAAGGUUUGUGUCAACUCCUUUCUAAAAAAUUUUACCCACAAAGAUAUAUCUUGUUCUAAAAGAUAACCGCUUUUUCUCAUCACAGCUAUCAAAAUCUUAGAGAGAACACCGAUUUACCUACAUGAUGCACUAGCUCAGAGCUUUGAAUAAAUUGAUAGACACUACCAACUUCAAUGUCUCAUGUCUCAUAUCUCAAUCAAAGCCUUGAUUCUUAAUUUAAAUGCUGGAUGGUUGUUCAAAUGCUGGUUUUGUUGUAUAGAAUAUAUAAUGUACAGUGAAAUAAGUUAUUAGAGCAUGAGCAGAUUCUAUGUCAUAUAUCUUGUUUUUCCAGGCAGGAGAAUUUUGAAUAAAAUAUCUUUGAAAUUA
Molecule: messenger RNA, 4025 nt
Organism: Monodelphis domestica (gray short-tailed opossum)
Lineage: Eukaryota; Metazoa; Chordata; Mammalia; Didelphimorphia; Didelphidae
Gene: C9orf72
Product: C9orf72-SMCR8 complex subunit
Biological process (GO): autophagy; endocytosis
Cellular component (GO): autophagosome; endosome
Molecular function (GO): guanyl-nucleotide exchange factor activity
Source: RefSeq, a predicted model, not a curated record